Molecule: messenger RNA, 2367 nt
Organism: Hippopotamus amphibius kiboko
Lineage: Eukaryota; Metazoa; Chordata; Mammalia; Artiodactyla; Hippopotamidae
Gene: CALCOCO2
Product: calcium binding and coiled-coil domain 2
Exons: 14
Coding region: 160-1506 (448 amino acids)
Biological process (GO): xenophagy; positive regulation of autophagosome maturation
Cellular component (GO): autophagosome; PML body
Source: RefSeq, a predicted model, not a curated record
CCCUGCCCCCUUCCCCGCCCUGUUGCUGUUGCGCCGCCGCUGGCUGCAGCCCCUGGACCCCUACCAUGGAAGAGACAAUAGAAGAUCCCCCUACAUCAGCUGUCGUGCUGGACCAUUGUCAUUUCUCUCAGGUCAUCUUUAACAGUGUGGAGAAGUUCUAUGUCCCUGGAGGGGACAUCACAUGCUAUUACACCGUCACCCAGCAUUUUAUUCCCCGUCGAAAGGAUUGGAUUGGCAUCUUUAGAGUGGGAUGGAAGACAACCCGUGAGUACUACACCUUUAUGUGGGUUACUUUGCCUGUUGACCCAAACAGCGAAUCAGCCAAACAGCAGGAAGUCCAGUUCAAAGCUUAUUACCUGCCCAAGGAUGAUGAGUAUUACCAGUUCUGCUAUGUGGAUCAGGAUGGUGUGGUCCGGGGGGCAAGUGUCCCUUUCCAGUUCCGUCCAGAAAAUGAGGAGGACAUCCUGGUUGUUACCACUCAGCCUCAAUGCUGCAAUUAUACAGACACACCUGUCUUACCCCCUUCCCUACAUCCUGAGGGGCUGCUUCCACUUGGGGUACACAGAUGUCACUACAGGUGAGGUGGAAGAGAUUGAGCAACACAACAAGGAGCUCUGCAAAGAAAACAAGGAGCUGAAGGACAGCUGUGUCAGCCUUCAGGAGCAGAACUCAGACAUGCAGGCUAAGCUCCAGAAGAAGCAGGAGGAGCUGGAAACCCUAAUGAGCAUCAAUAAGAAGCUGGAACAGACAAUGAAAGAGCAGAAGGACUGUUGGGAGACAGAGCUUCUUCAACUGAAAGAACAAAACCAGAAGAUGUCCUCAGAAAAUGAGAAGAUGGGAGUCAGAGUAGAUCAGCUUCAGGCCCAGCUGUCAACUCAAGAGAAAGAAAUGGAGAAGCUUGUUCAGGGAGUCCAAGAUAAGACAGAGCAGUUGGAGCACCUGGAAAAGGAAAAUGGCCAGCUCUUUCUCAGCUUAACUGAACAGAGGGAGCAGCAGAAGAAGCUCGAGUGGACAGUGGAGGAGAUGAAGCAGAAAGAAACUACUGCAGCGAAGAAACAACAGGAGUUAACGGACCAGAACUUUGACCUGUCAAAAAGACUGAGUGAGAACAAGAUUAUAUAUAGUGCUCUGCAGAAGGAGAAAGAGAGAAUGGAAAAAGAAAAUGAUCUUUUGAAGAGGGAGAACAGCAGGCUGCUGAGCUACACGGGUCUGAAUUAUGACUCUUUGCCGUAUCAAGUGCCUACUUCAGAUCAAGGAGGUUUGAGACAAAACCCAGGACUUGUCUAUGGAAACCCAUAUUCUGGUAUCCAAGAAAGUUCUGCCCCCAGCCUGCUCUCCAUCAAGAAAUGCCCCACCUGCAAAUCAGACUUUCCUGAUGACUUUUUUGAUCACACCUUGGAGCAGCACAUGCAGACCCUUAGUUUGAAUUGUCCAAUUUGUGACAAGACCUUUCCAGCAAAAGAGAAGCAGAUCUUUGAAGACCAUGUGUUCUGCCACACUCUCUAAGUGUCCCAACCUCUUGAAUCUCUUCUGUACAUGGAUUUUAUAGAGUAGAACCUAUAGCUUCUACUAUGAGUUAUGACCCAAGAUCCUGCCUAACCUGAAUUAUUAGGGGUUUACUUAGUCCUGCUGCCCUAUAGGUGGAGUCAUGUUGAUUAUCUGAAGCAUAGUGUUAAGGGCUGUUACUUCCAUCCUUGUAGGUUCCCUUUUAAGUCACAUAACUCCAGCUGUGUCAGCCUCUCAACUAAAAUGCCCAUUCUUUCAAGGGUCUCCAGCAUAAAGGCCCUGGUUUGGAGCUGACCUGGCUAUUCACAGCAGGCCUGACUCGAGUACUCAGUGAGUAGUUUUCCAGGUUGCCCCACUGCCAUUCAAGGUCAGGCCUUGAGUGUGUUUGUACUCAGUCUUCAGUCCUAAUUCUGGGACUGGUAACUGAUCAGAAGUUGAGAAUUUCUUCCUCCUCCUCAGGCCUCCUUUUCCAACUGAUUUAGAAUAGCCAAAACUGGCGUGGCAGAGAACCCAGACAUCCAGUUUGGAUACCAAAGGUUUCUCAUCUUGAUUUCUCAGCUCCCAACAGAAGCAUUCCUGAACCAUGGACAUGAAAUAUUAUUUCAAUCACAGGAAGUCUUAUUUCUCUCUGGAUACCUCUACUGUCAUUUUCUACUCUGGUUUUUCCUGUGCACAUGACUUUUAUUGUUGUAAGUCCUUUCUUAAUCGUUAGUGGGACUUGUUAGAAACCGUAUGGGUUUGCAACUUUCUGAGCAGGUGAGUUUGAAUAUGAAUAAGUCAGAAUAAUAACUAUUGUUAAUCGCUUUAAUACUAAAAAUAAACUAGUCCUCUACUUCAGGGACUUUGGUAAUUUAAAAUAAA